Fusarium proliferatum ET1 is the source of this 1104-nucleotide messenger RNA. RefSeq lists its product as uncharacterized. Lineage: Eukaryota; Fungi; Ascomycota; Sordariomycetes; Hypocreales; Nectriaceae. The record is from RefSeq and is a predicted model, not a curated record. The coding region runs from base 1 to 1104 and encodes 367 amino acids. The transcript is spliced from 6 exons.
AUGUACAAAGAAGCUGGAGUUGGAGGCAAGGGCGGUCUACUAAUUGGAGUAUUCUGGGCCCAAAUCGCAUUGAGUAUCGCUCUGAUAGGCCUUCGGAUUUAUACGCGUUCCUUUAUUCGAGGGUCUGUUGGGUGGGACGAUGUCUGUCUCAUUUCGACACUGGUCCUAAACACUGGGUUCACCGUGUUUACGACUGUUGCGGCAGUUCAUGGCAUGGGGCAGCAUUAUGAAGACCUCGAGGUUCCGCAGUUCGCGCAUGCGAUGCUGUACAUUCUUAUUGGACAGGUCUUUGUUGCUCUCGCUACGGGGAUGGGUAAAGUGUCUGUCGCUAUGUUCUUGCUUCGCAUUGUUAUGAAGCCUUGGCAUCGUUGGUUUCUAUGGUUUUGCGCUGUGUCGAUGGUCAUCAUGAGUAUUUUCCUAGCCGUUACCGUCUUCGCCCAGUGUACCCCGGCCGAGUCUAUCUGGAACCCCGAGCUAGCCGAUCAGAGGGUCUGUCAUCUUAGCCUGACUAUUGUUGCUAUCACAUACUGCUCCUAUGCUGCCGCAAUGGACUUUAUCCUAGCUGGCUUCCCAUGGAUUGCCCUCCACGGCCUCAACAUGAAGCCCAAAGAACGGCGCACCAUCUGCCUGUCGCUCAGUAUGGGCGUCUUCGCUGGUAUCUGUGGAGUCUUCAGAACAACUGGAUUAACCUCUCUGAGCAACUCCAAAGAUUACCUCUACGCUAUCUCUGACUCGGCCAUCUGGACCGCCAGCGAAGUCACAGCCACCAUCGUCUGCCUCACCCUGCCAGCCUUACGCCCGCUCUACAGGAAGAUCCGAAACCACGAAUCGAGUUCCGCAGGCUAUCAACAACACGAUGACUCGAUUUACGCGAAUAACUCCGCCUAUCCUCUUGGUUCUCUUAGAGGUAACACGACUGAAGAUGGGAAGGGGGGCAACCUGACAAAGAUUGAAGCGAGCAUACUAGCUAGUAAAAACGAUAGUGACGAGGCAAUACUUCUCCAGGGCUCUACCAAAGGCAAUAUUAUGAGGACGCAGGAGGUCAGCAUCUCGUAUAGAGAGACGGGAUUGGAAGGGAAAGCUACUUCCCGGGAAGGUGUCUGA